UACGGCAGCGGGGGAGCGAUUUGGCGGGGACACAGGGCCGCUCUGAGGCCGCCGCGAUGCUCCCCUCGUUGCAGGAAUCGCUGGAUGGGGAUGAAAAGGAGCUAGAGAGCAGCGAGGAGGGUGGCUCCGCUGAGGAGCGGAGGCUGGAACCGCCGCCCAGCAGCCACUACUGUCUCUACAGCUACCGCGGAAGCAGAUUGGCACAGCAGCAAGCCGACAGUGAUGAUGGAAGUCCGAGUGGCACAAAUACAGAAACUCCCUCUGGUGAUGAUUUCAGCCUCUCCUUGGUGGAUACUAAUCUACCCUCUGAAGUGGAGCCCGAGCUGCGCAGUUUCAUUGCUAAGCGUCUCUCUAAAGGAGCGGUCUUUGAAGGGCUGGGUAAUGUUGCAUCUGUGGAGCUGAGAAUUCCAGGUUACCGAGUAGGCUGUUAUUACUGCCUUUUCCAACAAGAAAAACUGCUUCCUCAAACAGCAGCAAUGGACUCUGAACAUAACUCUUCAGAGUAUGUGGUCUGUUUUUUAGGAGGGUCUGAAAAAGGACUUGAGCUUUUCAGGCUUGAAUUGGACAAGUACAGUCAAGGGUUAAAAAAUAACAUGAACUGUGAGGACAGGGGCGGGGAGCACCACAUACAGUCCUACCUGAGCAGCUGGUUUGAGGACGUCGUAUGCCCCAUCCAAAGGGUGGUUCUUCUCUUUCAGGAGAAGCUUACCUUUCUGCUACAUGCUGCUCUGAGUUAUACUCCUGUUGAGGUUAAAGAAUCAGAUGAAAAAACAAAGAGAGACAUUAACAGGUUUCUGAGUGUGGCCAGUCUCCAAGGCCUUAUUCACGAAGGCACAGUGACAUCUUUGUGCAUGGCCAUGACAGAGGAGCAGCAUGAGUCUGUCAUCAUCGACUGCAGCGGUGCCCAGCCUCAGUUCCAUAACGCAGGAAGCAACCGGUUUUGUGAGGACUGGAUGCAUGCUUUUUUGAAUGGUGCUGAAGGAGGUAACCCUUUUCUCUUUCGACAAGUCCUGGAGAACUUUAAACUAAAGGCCAUACAAGACACAAACAAUUUGAAGAGAUUUAUCCGGCAGGCAGAAAUGAAUCAUUACGCUUUGUUUAGAUGUUUCAUGUUCCUAAAGAACUGUGGCAGUGGAGAUAUCCUUUUGAAGCUUGUCAAAGUGGAACAUGAAGAAAUGCCCGAAGCCAAAAAUGUGGUAGCCGUCCUCGAAGAAUUUAUGAAAGAAGCUCUUACCCAAAGUUUUUGAUCACAUAUUUUGAGAGAACUGCAUCGUGAAGUUAUGCAAGCCUUGAUGUUUGAACCUGCAGUUGUCAUAAUUGUCAUAGGAUUCUUACUUAAGAUUAUUGGAAACAUUCUAGAUUUUUUCAUUUUGUACUUUUAGGACUAAACCUAAUUAGACGUAAAAAUCUGAGGAACGUCUUCACCGAGUCCUAGAUAGAUGAGUGUUGGGAAUUGAGAAAGUUUUACAUUUUUGAGGGGCCAUAAAUUCUAGACUUUAGGGAGUUGUUGCUUAAAAAACUUCAGAGGUGAUUUUGUGGUUUCUCUGAGGAGUUUGCUGCAGUAUUUAGCAACUUUUCCUCACAAUACUUCUUUCUCAGUGUGUUAUAGCUUCUUUUAGAAAAUACUCAUUGUUUUAGGAUAGAUUAAUACCACGACACCGUUUCAAAGACAGAUCUGUGCAUCCUGUGGGUGCUUGAUAGAUUUUUUUUUUUUUUUUGGUCUGAUUGAUAAUGGCCUGGAUGAUGACGCCAGCUUUUAUGUCAGUAUACAAAUAAAUCAUGUGUGUAAGGGAUUAAAUGAGCUUUAAAAAUAGAUGUACUAGCUUCAAGAUAAAACAUUAUAUCUGAUGGAAAGCUCCUGAAGAAGUGGCCCCACCACUUUUCUUCAUUCCAUAUAUUCCUGUAUUUUCUUUUCUCUUUUAUAUGAAAAUGCUGGAGUUUUUAAACAGAGGGUUAAGAAAGAAACAAAGUACAUACAUUUUACAAGCAAACUGUAACAUAAAGAACACAGAUUCUUCAUGUCGGGGUUACUCAUUGAUUUUAGGUUUCUGUACAUUUGUUACAAGCCUUGUAUUGUUUUACUCUGAAUCAACUGAAAGUGUCCUGAGUUAGAGCCAUUUAUAAUUCCCAUGGAAGCUAACCGUAGCUCCACACAUAUGACUGCAGUUGUUCUGCAUAGCUCUUUAAUAAAUCCAUUUGAUAAUGAUUUUUUUGUGUAGAAGAUCAGAAGCCUUGUGUUCUUACUGCCCUCAGGAAGCUCAGAGGAACACAAGCUGGUAAAAAUCCUCUCCUAAACUCAUCUAAAUUCACAUUAAGUGCUGAGUUGUAACUUUCAAAAUGACCGACAGUGGCCUUCUGCUUGAUCUUCUUUGUAGAGAAGGCUGGCGAUGCGACUUACCGAAUCAUUUCUUUCUUUAAUGAGAAAUACAAUUCAGGAUCCUCAUAAAGGCUUUCACAUGGUUUUAAACUUUAAUAACUUGGAUUAUAGUCAGUGUAGGACAAAAAUCCAAGUAGCAUCUUUUUUUACAGCAUUAAAUUCAGAAUGACUAUGGGAAACAAGCAAUUUUUUUUUUGGCUGCACCCAUGGCAUGUGGAAAUUCCCAGGCCAGGGAUGGAACCCGUGCCACAGUAGCAUCCCAAGCUGUUGCAGUGACAGCACCAGAUCUUUAACCCACUGCGCCACAAGGGGAACUCCAGGACACCAACAGUUUGAAUCUGGAAGACAUAUUUUUCAUUUUCAAAUUCACAUAUCCUUCAAGAGUCCAUGUUGUAAAUAGCAUUUAAGAGCAAAUGUAUAACCUUCUUCAAGUCAUUUAUGGAUAGAGUCAAGGCACAAUUACACAGUCUUUUUUUUUUUUGGCUGCACCUGCAGGGUGCCUAAAUUCCCCAGGCCAGGGAUUGAACCCAUGCCACAGCAGUGACAACACUGGAUCCUUAACCCACUGAGCCUCCGAUUACAUAUUCUUUGUAUAUACUUUUAUAGACAUUUUUUGUAAUGUAUGCUCACUACAUUAUACAGUUUUAUACGAUACAAUCUUAAUUUAAAUGUGUGUGAUAAACCAUAUAUCCCUACUGUAGACAAGGCAAAUAGUGACGUGGAGUUGGAUAUCUUGUGGGCCAUGAGAAGAAAUUCAGAGAGCUCAUGAACAUGUACUGUAUUCGAAUUUUAAUAAGCUAAUAUAUUAACUUUUAAAGUUUUAAAAAGGAUUUGUUCAGGUGUGUGUGGAAUGCAUUACAUAUUAUUUGUGUGCUAUACACACAUAGGAAAUAUGUUUGUCAUGUAUCAAAAAAUGGUCUCGAUUUAUCUGUAAUUAUAUUUAUAAUAAUAAUAAAUCUAGCUUCUCACCAA
This is a messenger RNA of Phacochoerus africanus (Common warthog), 3349 nucleotides long. RefSeq names its product chromosome 14 C17orf75 homolog (gene C14H17orf75). The record is from RefSeq and is a predicted model, not a curated record. Bases 57 to 1247 code for a protein of 396 amino acids. Gene Ontology annotation, cellular component: trans-Golgi network. The transcript is spliced from 10 exons. NCBI's taxonomy places the organism in Eukaryota, Metazoa, Chordata, Mammalia, Artiodactyla, Suidae.